Blepharisma stoltei is the source of this 249-nucleotide messenger RNA. NCBI's taxonomy places the organism in Eukaryota, Ciliophora, Heterotrichea, Heterotrichida, Blepharismidae. The record is from the annotation of a GenBank genome assembly.
AUGAAAUCAAAUUGUCUUAUUGUCCAAAGCUGUUCCUCUCCUAAUGUGGGCGAGAUGUCUCUUUCACCGCACUCAGAAAAUGAUAGCUCAUGUGUUUCCUGUUCUGGAAAAGGCACAACUUUUUCAAAUCUUGUAGAAGGCUAUUGCUACAGUGACUUUAGUGCCUCACAAGAAGAAAAUAAGAGCCUCAUUAAAGCAAUAAAAGAGCUUGAAGAAGAACUUAGUCAUGAAAAAAGAAAGCGAGUUUAG